Messenger RNA from Camellia sinensis, 909 nucleotides. The record is from RefSeq and is a predicted model, not a curated record. NCBI's taxonomy places the organism in Eukaryota, Viridiplantae, Streptophyta, Magnoliopsida, Ericales, Theaceae.
AUGGAACCUGAGAAUGACUGUGAUUGGAAGCCAAAAUUGGGAAUGAUAUUUGAUUCUGAACAAUGUGCGUAUGAAUUUUACAAUACAUAUGGAGGAAGAAUGGGGUUUAGCAUAAGAAGAGAUUAUUGUAAGAAGGACAAGUUCACUAAUCAACUUAUUCAUAGACUUUUGGUUUGCAACAAGGAGGGAUUUCGAAAGGUUGAAAAGCGAGACCCAUUGUCAAAAAACUCUAGAGCUGAAACUAGGACUGGGUGUGAGGCUCGACUUUAUAUUAAAUUACAUGAGGGUACUGGAAAAUAUGUUGUGACUGAUUUCAAAGAAAAAAACAACCAUGAUCUUGUAUCACCCGAGUGUGCCCACAUGUUGCCGUCACAAAGAAAGAUAUCCGCUACCCAAGCAAUUCAGUUAGAUUUAGCGGCACAAUUUGGUCUUCGGUUGGGCCAGUCUUUUGAACUCAUGGGUAGGGAAGCUGGUGGAAGGCAAUGUCUUGGUUUUACGAAAUUAGAUUCUAAAAAUUAUUUGAGAACCAAAAGACAACAAAGUUUAGCAUAUGGGGAAGUAGGCAACGCGUUGCAAUACUUUAAAGAAAAAUCUUUGCAGAAUCCUUCAUUCUUCUAUGCUGUUCAAUUAGAUAAUGAGAAGCAAAUAACCAAUAUGUUUUGGGCCGAUGCACAAAUGAUCAUGGAUUAUGCCCAAUUUGGUGAUGUUGUCACAUUUGAUACGACUUACAAGUUAAACAAAGAACAUAGACCGUUCGCAUCUUUUGUGGGAUUCAACCAUCACAGGGAAACAGUUAUAUUUGGUGUAGCAUUGUUGUAUGAUGAGACUGCCGAAUCGUUUGUGUGGUUGUUUGAAAACUUUCUAGAGGCUAUGUCAAGGAAGGCACCGAAAACUUUGUUCACCGAUUAA